AAGGGAAAAGUAAGUGCUUUUUUACCCCUCUUCCUCUGCUUUUCUCAAUAAACAAAACCCCCACUUCCAACUUGAUUUUUGUCUUCUUUUUCUCUUGUGUCGCGGUUUUCUAUCCACCAGCAGCCUCAUCUCUCAAUGAGGUUUGCUUGAGACAUGCCGGAUGGCAAACCCCGAGGGUGGUAAGAACAGGCGCCGUGGUAAGAACGAGAACGACAACGAGAAGCGUGAGCUCGUUUUCAAGGAGGAAGGCCAAGAAUAUGCGCAGGUCGUGAAGAUGCUGGGUAACGGCCGUCUCGAGGCCCUCUGCUUCGAUGGCGAGAAGCGACUGGCACACAUUCGAGGCAAGCUGAGGAAGAAGGUUUGGAUCAACCAAGGUGACAUCAUCCUUCUCUCGCUUCGUGACUAUCAAGACGAGAAGGGCGACGUUAUCAUGAAGUACACCGCCGAUGAGGCCAGAAGUCUCAAGGCCUACGGCGAGCUGCCCGAGCACGCCAAGAUCAACGAGACCGACACCUACGGCCACGAGGGUUUCGAGGACAACGUCGAGUUCGACGAAGACCGCGAGAGCGAAGACGACAAGGACAUCGAUGUCGACGAACUCUAAACCACCAAAAAUCUCUUUCGCAUUCAGACCCUGCGAGAGCCACUGGGUUUCUACUUC
Messenger RNA from Aspergillus wentii DTO 134E9, 661 nucleotides. Its product is annotated as translation initiation complex factor eIF1A. Gene Ontology annotation, biological process: translational initiation. The record is from RefSeq and is a predicted model, not a curated record. NCBI's taxonomy places the organism in Eukaryota, Fungi, Ascomycota, Eurotiomycetes, Eurotiales, Aspergillaceae. Gene Ontology annotation, molecular function: RNA binding; translation initiation factor activity. The transcript has 2 exons. Bases 161 to 604 code for a protein of 147 amino acids. Gene Ontology annotation, cellular component: cytoplasm.